This is a messenger RNA of Striga hermonthica, 583 nucleotides long. NCBI's taxonomy places the organism in Eukaryota, Viridiplantae, Streptophyta, Magnoliopsida, Lamiales, Orobanchaceae. The record is from the annotation of a GenBank genome assembly.
AAUAUGCCGUCAUAUGUGAAGUUUUUCAAGGAUUUGGUCACCAAGAAGAGGAAGUUCGACGAUGGGGAGAAAGUAGUGGUUUAUGAGGCGGCAAGUGCUAUGCAGCAUGACUUACCUAAGAAGGAACGAGAUCCUGGGGGCUUCGUGAUUAAAAUAGCUCUAGGGAAUGGGAAGGAAGCCUCGGGGAUGCUAGACCUCGGAGCGGGAAUCAACCUUAUGCCGUUCUCGAUCUUUCAGCGAUUGGGUCUUGCUGACUUAAGACCAACCCGUAUGUGCCUCCAACUGGCGGACCGUUCGAUCAGAUACCCCAAUGGAGUAGUUGAGGAUGUCCUUGUUCGUGUCGGGAAGCUAAUUAUCCCGGUAUACUUUGUCAUUUUGUAUGUGGGGGAUGUACAUGAGAACGGGAAAGACCACACUAUCCUUCUCGGCAGACCGUUUAUGGCGACUAACAACACCCUCAUUGACGUGAAGAAUGGAACCUUGAACAUGACGGUCCUGGGGGAGUCCGUGUCAAUCUCUGUCCGAGAGGCCACAUCUGGCCCUUCGGCGAACUACGUGGAGGAUUGUUCGUUCAUUGAUGUGA